AUGUUUCUCUUAUCCUUGUUUUUCCUAUUAUUUUCACCAACUUUUCAAAAUAUCUAUGAAGAAAAAGCGAAUGAAGCAAUCAGAAAAUAUCAAGAAGGAUUGAUGGCAAAAAAUUCAACAAUUUUGUCCGAAGUUCUUUCCGAUGAUUUUAUCAUUGAUAAUUGUGGAAGAAUAAUGAAUCAUACGGAUAUUAUGGAUAAACUUGGAAUUCGUUAUGAAAAAGUUGAAGCUGUAAAAAUUACAAAUUUGAUUUUUACAAUUGAAAAAAAGGAGUUCAAAGUGGUAUUUAAUUCUUCAAAAUCAAGAGAAAUAGAAGGAGAAGUUCUUUUUCAAGCAGAAUGGGCUGAAAACGAACAAAAAUUCAUGUUAUUAUCUGAAAAUCAGACAAAUUGCUCAAUUACUCCAUUGAUUAGUUUAUCUGUUAAUGAAUAUGAAUUAAUGAAUGAAGUAAGAAGAGUUAUGCUAUAUGAUUUUAAUAGAGCAUAUCGAGAUAAAGACAGAAAUACUAUGAUGAAACAUGUUGUUCCAUAUUUCACUUAUACAAAUUGUUUCAAUCAGACUUUGAAUAUUGACAAGAUUUUUAAAUAUAUCAGCCAAUUCGAACCUUGGAUUAAAGUGGAAAAUAAUUUUUUGGAUGAAUAUCGAUUAGAUUCAUUAUUCUCUUUCAAAAGAAAUGAUUUUGAAUCGAUAAUUGAAUAUACAACACAAUUCAAUAAAACACUUGGAAAAUAUCAGAUGACUCAUGCACGGCCUGUUGAAUGUCCAAAAAAUCUGGAAAAGAUUAGAUAUUUUAUGGUUGAUGAAGAAGAGGAAUCACAUCGAAUUUUGAAAAGACUUAUGGAGAAUUAUAAUAAAUCGAUUGUUAUGAAAGAUGAGAAACUUUUUGACUCACUUUUUGAGAAUCGAUUCAGUAUUAUUCAUUUUAAUGAAACACAAGAAACAAUCUGGCGAAAUCAAUUAUUCAAAGAUGUUAUUUCUGAUUCGAGAAAUUGGUUUGAUGGAAAGAACAGUUUGAAAAUAUGGUUUGAAUCGAGAAAUUUCGAAAUUGGAAAAGGCAAAAUUGAAUUUGAUAUUAGGAAUAAUAAAUGCUCGGAAAAACGACUUGAAGCUAAAUUUAUUCAAGGAGUUUGGAAAAUUGUUAGCGAAGAGAGAACUCAUUGUGGGAAAUGCUAA
Molecule: messenger RNA, 1173 nt
Organism: Caenorhabditis angaria
Lineage: Eukaryota; Metazoa; Nematoda; Chromadorea; Rhabditida; Rhabditidae
Source: the annotation of a GenBank genome assembly